Strongylocentrotus purpuratus (purple sea urchin) is the source of this 2448-nucleotide messenger RNA. RefSeq lists its product as uncharacterized. The coding region runs from base 1 to 2448 and encodes 815 amino acids. Gene Ontology annotation, molecular function: zinc ion binding; nucleic acid binding. The transcript has a single exon. Lineage: Eukaryota; Metazoa; Echinodermata; Echinoidea; Camarodonta; Strongylocentrotidae. The record is from RefSeq and is a predicted model, not a curated record.
AUGAUCUUUGAAGAGCUGAGGAGAUAUAAAGCUCCCAUAAGAGAGAUGAGGGAGCGAAUGGACCGAGCUAGCGCUAUGGUAAGGGAUGGGAUUAAUGCCCUGGAAGAAGUGUUGGGGUCUCUUGGGAGCCCCUUUGACCCUACUGACCGCAAUCAAAUUGCCAGGGAACUUUUGAAACAGGAUUAUGCUCAGACAGUCUACAGUUCAAUUCUAAGCAAAAUAGAUCCCGAAGAAGGACCUAGCCAACAGAACGAAGUCACAUCUCCCUCUGUCCACAAAGAUCACGAUGUACUUCCUCCAGCGUUCAAUGAUCAUGUUGCGUCUCAUCCAGCGUUCAAUGAUCAUGUGUCUCCUCCACCGUCCGUUGAUCAAGUUAUACUGCCUGUUGCUAGGGAUCAUGUAUUUCAAGUACACAUGCAAGAAUUUGCCCAAGUGAUGGCGAACAAUAUGCUUCGCAAUCGGCUACCAGUCCCUGUGCCAUGUACAUUCAGUGGGAACCCUCUGGAAUUUGUUGAGUUUGAACGGAGUUUUAGGACCUUAAUUGGAGAGCGAAUUCCACCCGCUGAAAAGUUGUACCAUCUCAAGCAGUACGUCACUGGUCCUGCAAAGGAUGCCAUAGCUGAAUUCUUUUAUGGAGAGACCGAGGCUGCUUACGAAGGUGCAUGGAAAACCCUGAAAGAACGAUACGGACAUCCAUUCAGGGUUCAACAGGCGUUCAGGGACAAACUGAGCAACUGGCCGAAAGUCAGCCCUAAAGACGCUCCAGCCCUGCAGAAAUUCACCGAUUACCUGGGGAGUUGUCGCGAUGCAAAGCCAUACGUUGAAGGACUGCAGGUCCUUGAUGACUGUCCGGAAAAUCAAAAAUUGCUAAACAAGUUACCUGAAUGGCUUGUCUUGCGAUGGAACCGUGUGGUGACUGACUCCCUUGAAAAAUGCAAAAGAUAUCCAAGUUUCACAGAGUUUGUAACAUUUGUGUCCAAGGAAGCGCGUAUUGCGAAUAACCCUGUUUCCUCAUUGAUCGCAUUAAGAGGCCAAGAAGUGUCUUCUAAAGGAGAGUCAAGGAUCAACGAGAGAAGAGAAGUUGCAAGUACCAAGGUCUCUGCCUUCAGAACCGAGGGCUACGAAAGGGACGAUAGAAGAGCAUCUGCAGGGAUGAAGGAUGCAAAACUAGGUGAUGAAGCUUCUGCAUCAAAUCAAUCGAGGGAAAAGGAGCAAAAUAACAAGUGGACCCCAAAGCCCUGUAGCUUGUGCGCAGACAUGAGUCACCGGUUAGAAAAAUGCCCUCAGUUCAGGGCCAAGACGUUAGAAGAACGCAAGGAGUUCAUUCAAGAAUCUCGCCUUUGCUUCGGAUGCUUGCGGAAGGGCCAUUUUUCGAAGGAUUGCACAAGGAGACACAAAUGUGAUACCUGUAGUAAACGCCAUCCGACCCUCCUUCAUGAGUAUCGCUCUGACAAAGUUGAUGAAGGAACACACACCGAAGGAUCCAGUCAAGACAUGGUUACAUCUAACAAGGUACACACUGGCAAUCAGGCCAGUACUUCGAUGAUCGUACCCGUGUGGGUGUUUUCUGCGCAAGCACCCUCCACAGAGAUAUUGACUUACGCUCUCCUCGAUACGCACAGUGAUACCUCAUUCAUACUCGAAGAUGUGGCACGAGCCUUGAGUGUAAGCAGCCAACCAGUUUGUCUUAAACUUUCCACCAUGACUUCUUCAUCCACAAUCGAUUCUGAUGCAAUAUCUGGUCUGUCUGUUAGAGGUAUGACGCUUCCCACUAAGCUUAAGAUAGAGAAGUGUUACACCCGAGACUUCAUUCCAGCUGACCGGACACACAUUCCAACAAGAAAGACUGCUGAAGGGUGGACUCACCUACAAUAUGUAGCACCGGAGAUACCCGCACUCCAAGGAUGUGAGGUCGGAAUGCUGAUUGGGUACAAUUGCUCAAGAGCAUUGGUACCUAGGCAAGUUCUCACAGGUACGGAUACAGAGCCAUAUGCUGUCCGGACUGACUUGGGCUGGUCUAUCGUGGGUUCCUCAGCAUCCAAAACUGUCGGAGACUGGACAAGCCAGUGUCAUAGGGUUACCACGAGAGAGAUGCAAAUGCCCCUUCCCUUCAAGAACCAGCAUGAACUGCCCAACAACAGACGGCUUGCAUCGAUUCGGUUUCAGCAUCUCAAGGGAAAGAUGGAAACAGACGAUCAAUACAAGGAUCAUUAUCUGGCAUUCAUGACAGAUAUAGUCAAUGGUGGCUAUGCAGAACGAGCUGAGAAUAAAGCACCUCUAGGACCCACUAACUACAUUCCUCAUCAUGGAAUAUACCAUUCAAAGAAGAAUGAGCUCAGGAUAGUGUUUGAUUGUUCUGCCAAGUUUGCUGAAAGGGCCAGCUCUGACCAACAACUUGACUGGGGUCCUGUGCAGAUUCAGGAAGCACAAAGUAGCUGUGCUCUGUGA